Anopheles maculipalpis is the source of this 997-nucleotide messenger RNA. It is a transcript of the gene Hmg-2, whose product is annotated as high mobility group protein 20A. Gene Ontology annotation, biological process: regulation of gene expression. Bases 1 to 978 code for a protein of 325 amino acids. Lineage: Eukaryota; Metazoa; Arthropoda; Insecta; Diptera; Culicidae. The transcript is spliced from 2 exons. Gene Ontology annotation, cellular component: nucleus. The record is from RefSeq and is a predicted model, not a curated record.
AUGGAAAAGGAAAAAACUGAAGAUUCAGACACCAAAUUAGCACCGGUCAGUGCGAGUGAUUCGAUCCAGGAACAACCACCAACGGCGGCAGCUAAAAGUGAUGAAAAAACACCCGACCCGAACAAUCCGGUUCCUUCUGGUAGCGGAACAAAGGGUAAACAGUCGACACAGAAGACCGCUAAGAAAAAAAGACAAAAACCACCGAAAGAUGCAAAUGCUCCGAAACAUCCGCUUACGGGAUAUGUUCGCUACAUGAAUGAGAACCGGGACCGAGUGCGGGCCAAACAUCCCAAUCUAACGCCCAUUGAGAUUACGAAAAUAAUGGCCGAAGAAUGGUCAAAGUUGCCGGAAGACCGAAAGAAACCGUACCUGGAAGCGGCGGAGGUGGACAAAGAACGGUACAACAAGGAGAUAUCGGAAUACAAACUCAACAAUGAGGCGAAAGCUAAAGCAUUGCAAAACGAGGCACAGAUGACACAGGCGAAAGAAGUGCCUGAGCCGAAAGUGGCCAUAACAUCCAUGCCGUACGUGAACGGAAAGGUAGAACCGAAAGUGUUGCGCCAGGGUGACUAUGACAUACCCAUUUUUACGGAAGAUUUUCUAGACCAUAACAAAGUGGUAGAUUCGGAGCUGCGUACAUUACGCAAGUCCAACAUCGAUUACGAGCAGCAGAACUCCGUGCUCGAAAAGCACGUUGAAAACAUGGAAAAUGGUAUUCAAAAGCUGAAUGGCGAAACAAGCAGUCUAGAGUCGCGGAAUGCCGUGCUAGAGAGCUAUCUGCUGAAGCUGCGCACCACACUGGCUAAUGCACUGCAAGGAUUGCCCCUGUCCGGCGAUUGUGCUGGAGCUACGGUAGACAACAUUGAUCAGUAUUUGGAAAAUUUACAUCAAAUGGCGGACUCGAGCACACAAGGCCAUACGUUGAACAAAGCGAAAGACAUUAUUCGUAAGCUAGAUUUACAAAACCUUACUCUUUAAAGACCAACAAUGGAGGUUA